GGGCGGGAUUCCCCUGCAGCGGACCUGCAUCCAUCCUCCCAUCCAUCCUCUCGUUGCCCGGUGCCGCCAAUUCAAUCGUCCCAGUCCGUUGGAGACCACAACAACAAAUACACGGGGGGUUUGGUCGUUGAAGGCGUUGGGUUCGCUCGUUACUCGACGUCUUUUCUAUUCCAUGCGCAGAGUCGGAUCCUCUCGUCGUCGUCGGGUCACACGGCACUAGAGUUGCGACAACUCGAUCUUCCCAUCCCGCCCUAAUCCGUGCUCAAGAAUUCUCCUUCACCAGCCUGCUUCUGCUUCGUCUUGAAGUCAACUCUCAUCAAACAGAAGCCAUGGCUCCCACUCACCGCUACGAUCUUGUCAAAGACCAAGACCAGGACGAUGUCAAGGACGAGCCCCAGCAGCCAACACCACCCACCUCUGUAUCGUGGUGGAAGAUUCUGCUCGGCAUCCUCUGUCUUCUGGCCAGUGCUGGUGUAGGCGCGACGCUCGCCAUUGUGCUUGGUCCCUUUCCCAAGGAGUCCAGCGCCGCCGCCGCCGCCGGCAGCAGUGCAGCACCCGCUAUCAUCAGCGCAUCCAGCACCACCUCAUCCGCUGCAGACCUCCCACUUCCCACGAGACCCGUCGAUUCUGUGGAGGAGAAAGUCGAGGACGGUGACGUUCUGGACGGCCAGAUCCUCGAGUGCGGAUACAGCCCCGAGGAAGCGCGCGCCAAUGGCUGUGUGUACGACGUGAUGAUGCAGGACUGGGUCCCAGAACCCUGCUACGACGCCGUGCUGACGGAACGGUACCUGGCCCAGGGAAACUGGACGUGGUACGCCGACGCCGAGGGCAAAGUGAUCCUCUCAGAUGAGGAAAUGCGCAAGGGCGAACACGGCUCGGCCUGGAUGUCGUCGAGCUACCACCAAGCGCACUGCAUCUUCUCGUGGGACAAGACCGUCCGUGCCCUGCGCAACAACCGACCAAUCAGCCAGGAACUGUUGUCCUACGACCACGUCCUUCACUGCAGCCACCAGACCCUGAAUGGCGUCGAGGUGGAUGACAGCAUUGGCGUACGCGCACCCACGAAUUAUGCCAAGUGUGCGCUGUAUGAUACCUGGAAGUACAAUUGGAUCCCAGACAGACAUUCUUCCACCACAGAUUAAUUUGUUUUGAUAUAUAUACCAAUCUUGCGAAGCGUUUUAUGGCAGAAUUACAAUUUCAGACCUUUUACCGCAGAA
This is a messenger RNA of Cladophialophora immunda, 1217 nucleotides long. RefSeq lists its product as uncharacterized. The transcript has a single exon. The coding region runs from base 330 to 1142 and encodes 270 amino acids. The record is from RefSeq and is a predicted model, not a curated record. NCBI's taxonomy places the organism in Eukaryota, Fungi, Ascomycota, Eurotiomycetes, Chaetothyriales, Herpotrichiellaceae.